Messenger RNA from Rhododendron vialii, 2948 nucleotides. Its product is annotated as 65-kDa microtubule-associated protein 6-like. Gene Ontology annotation, cellular component: spindle; cytoplasm. Bases 648 to 2450 code for a protein of 600 amino acids. Lineage: Eukaryota; Viridiplantae; Streptophyta; Magnoliopsida; Ericales; Ericaceae. The record is from RefSeq and is a predicted model, not a curated record. The transcript is spliced from 12 exons. Gene Ontology annotation, biological process: microtubule cytoskeleton organization. Gene Ontology annotation, molecular function: microtubule binding.
GGUAUGCGUAUAUUUCCCCCUCCCCUGUUUUUCUUGACAAUCUGUUGAACCGUCUCUCAGAGAGAGACAAAAAGAAGCCCUAGAAAUAUGUGCUAAUGUGCGCAUUUUAGCCCAGCCCACAAACCCUAGAGAGCUCAUCUUCCUUUUGUUGCUUGUGGUAGUCACCUAUUUUGUCUACGCCCUCUUGCUACGUCCGUUACUGUUUUUACUUUUUACUAGUAUUGUUAUUUUGCCACAGCAGAUCCGUUUUUUGUUUCUGGGUGGGCGUUGUUUUUGUUUGCAGAAAGCUACAACAAAGUGUUUCUGGGUUGGGUUUGGUGGGUAAUGGAGGGGAAGCUUCGGAUCUGGCUCAAAUGUAGCUUAACAUUGCUUUUGACUUAAAACCCACUUUCUUUUCUCUCUCUCUUCUGCUCAUACUUUCUCUUGGGCUUUCUAGAGAGAGGGAGAGAGAGAGCUGUAGUUGGAUUCUUGACUUUGUUGUGGGGGUGAUAAAGUGUCAACUGUUUUAGUUCUUGGGAGGUUUUGGAGAGAGAGAGAGAGAGAGAGAGAGAGAGAGAGAGAGAGAGAGAGAGAGAGAGAGAGAGAGAGAGGGGUUGGGUCGAGAAAGAGGAGCUAGAGAGAGGAAGUAGGGAGAGAGAUCCGGCGCAAUGUUGGCUAUGGGAAGUCCUACCAGUGGCCGUACGAGCACUACGUGCAAUACUUUACUCAGAGAACUCCAGCAAAUAUGGAUUGACAUUGGUGAAAGUGAGGUGGAUAAAGAUCGCAUGCUGUUGGAGCUAGAGAGAGAGUGCUUAGAAGUCUAUCGCAGGAAGGUUAAUGAAGCUGCCAAUGCCAAAGCACGUCUCCAUCAGUCUGCUGCAGCAAAGGAAGCUGAGCUUGCAACUCUCAUGGCUUCUCUUGGGGAACAUAACCUUCAUUCACCGACCCAAAUGGAGAAGAAAGCAGCAUCAUUGAAAGAGCAGAUUGCAUAUGUCACACCAUUAGUGGAAGACUUAAAACUAAAAAAAGAGGAACGUGUCAAGCAAUUUGUGGAAUUAAAAGCACAAAUUGAUAAAAUCACUGCAGAGGUCUCAGGAUAUAGUCAUCUCAUCAAUGCUGCGAGUUCCUUGAAUCUAGAAGAGCAAGACUUGUCUCUGAGAAAGCUUACUGAGUACCAAACAGAACUGCAAACUCUACAAAAAGAAAAGUCGGAACGGCUCCAUGUUGUUUUGGAAUAUGUGAACGAGGUGCAUUCCUUAUGCGGUGUGCUUGGGCUGGAUUUUGGCAAGACAGUGGGUGAUGUGCAUCCUAGCUUGCAUGGAACAGGCGUAGAACAAUCUACAAACAUUAGUGAUAGCACAUUGGAGGGUCUAGAACGGACCGUCCUUAAGUUGAAAACAGAAAGGAAAGUUCGAUUUCAGAAGCUGAAAGAUACUGUUGCAUCAUUAUCUGAACUUUGGAAUCUGAUGGGCUCCACAAAAGAAGAGAGGAGUAAUUUCUCAAGGACUACUUGGAUACGUGGACUCUCAGAAAUGGAAAUUUUAGAACCUGGUGUUCUUUCAACAGAAAAUAUUGAACAGUUAUCGGCAGAAGUGGAGAGGCUCAAUAAACUGAAAGCAAGCAGAAUGAAAGAACUGGUAAUGAAAAAGAGGUCAGAGUUGGAGGAUAUAUGCCAUAAAACCCACAUUGAACCUGAUCCGAGCACUGCUCCUGAGAAAUCUACUGCUUUGAUGGAUUCUGGUCUUGUGGAUCCUUGUGAACUUCUGGCAAAUAUUGAAGCUCAAAUAAGCAAAACAAAAGAUGAAGCUCUGAGCAGAAAAGAAAUCAUGGAUAAGAUAGAAAGAUGGCUGUCUGCAUGUGAGGAGGAAAAUUGGCUGGAAGAGUAUAGUCAAGAUCAUACCCGUUACAGUGCUGGAAGGGGUGCUCAUGUUAACCUAAAACGUGCAGAACGAGCUCGUAUUACUGUAAAUAAGAUUCCAGCUAUUGUUGACAGCUUAAUAAGUAAGACGCAUGCAUGGGAAGAUGAAAAACAGAAAUUAUUUCUUUAUGAUGGGAUCCGUUUGGUUUCGAUACUAGAGGAUUACAAACUAGCCAGACAACAAAAGGAAGAGGAGAAGAGGCGAUACAAGGACCAAAAAAAGCUGCAAGACCUGCUUCUUAUCGAAAAGGAAGCGAUGUAUGGGUCUAAACCUAGUCCAAGAAGAACCAGUAGCUUUAGAAAGGCUAAUGGGUAUCAUGCUAAUGGGAAUGGAUCCAUGACUCCCACACCUCGACGUAAAUCAUCUGGUAGCCCGAAUGCAGAACUUCUAACACCACGUUCAUAUUCUGGGCAUCAAAAUGGGUAUUUCAAGGAAAUGAGAAGGUUGAAUACUGCACCUCUGAACUUUGUGGCCAUCGCAAAAGAAGAUACUAUCUCAUUCUCAUCUGUUUGUGGUUCAGAGCCAGAAUCUCCCCCUCAAGUUCGAACCUGAGGUUUGAGCAGAACCAGAGACCUGCUGUGGUUUGAGGAAACUGUAAAAACUAGAUUUGGACAGUGGAAAGCUUGUGAAUAUAGAAGGGAGUGUACUGUAGUGUAUGAUUGCGAUAGGUUAGAGGUACUUGGACAAAGUUAACUGACGACCGAGGUUUUGCAUUUGGGUCUGCUAUGGAUUUCAAGAAUAUCAGUGGUGGAGGUGGUGGCGGUGGUGGAUAUACUAGUUAACUUGAAGUCACUUCUGUUGAACUAGGCGAUACUGAUCUUUUGUACUGUGGAUGGCAUUUGUGUCUUUACUUUUACGUACGCGUAAAUAUUAUAUGUAUUUCAGUGCCGGAUUCAAUUUCGUGUAGGGAACUUCUACUGUAAUGCCUUGAAUUUCACUUUUUUUUUCCUUUCCUACUUUUGUUAAAAGAUCAUUUGCCCCUUAGAUUGUCUUCAACAGAUUGAACUGGUGUUUGACUUUUUUACUUUCUGGUGGUUUGGAGCCUUGAAA